CAGUGCAAAUAGUGCACAUCAGCAGGCGUCGGAGCAUCUUCCUCAUCCUCAUCUCCACCGAGCGCGUCUCGGCGUGACAUUGUCAACGGAAGCUGGGCGCAUUCAUCCUACCUCCCGGCGCGCACUUUUUUUUUUUAGUCUUAGCCCCGCUGCGUGGGAGACCGUCCCGUCCUCUCGGCACCCUUCGGCUCAUUUAUCCCCGGUUGGCUUGAAUAUUUCAUUGGGAAAAAUGGCGGUCUGCGCUCAGUUGUACGGCGUAUUGUGCCUCUUCAGCGUCCCGACAGUGCUUCUCAUGUGCGUGUGCACGCCGACUGCCGGGACGCACCUCUUCCCGCAGCACUACACAAUGAUUCACUGGGCUGGACGCAUCGAGAAGGAGCUGGAAAAAGUUCUGCAGCACGUCACCGGAACUCAGCAAAUGAGAUCGAUUUAUAACGAGAAGAAAAGCCAGUUUGAAAUCAAGAGGAACAACCCCAAGGACCUGGUGGAGAGAGUGGCACGGGACAUUUCCAAGCUGCUAAACAGCAAGAGGAAAGCCUUGGAGAAACUGGCCAGAGAGGCGGAGCAGCUUCAGAAGGAUCACGAAUGGCAAGACGGCGUCACGGAGAAUCUCAUUUCAUACUACGAUUCCAAAGCCGAUUCAGACUAUACAGAGGAUGGAGAAGAAGAGAAUCCCCUGGAGAGCGCGUCCUCCGUAGAGUUGGAGUUUGUGGAAGAUCCUAACUUCAAAAACAAAGUCAACUACUCUUCCAGCGCCGUCCAGAUUCCAACCGACAUCUACAAAGGCUCUCCCGUCAUCCUGAACGAGCUGAACUGGACGCAGGCGUUGGAGCGAGUGUUCAUGGAGAACCGUCGAGAGGACAGUUCCCUGCGCUGGCAGGUGUUUGGCAGCGCUACAGGCGUCACUCGCUACUAUCCAGCCACUCCAUGGAGAGCACCCAACAAGAUCGACCUCUACGAUGUCCGCCGACGACCCUGGUACAUUCAAGGUGCGUCCUCGCCAAAGGACAUGGUCAUCAUCGUGGACGUGAGCGGUAGUGUCAGCGGCCUCACACUAAAGUUGAUGAAGACUUCGGUCAUCGAGAUGCUGGACACGCUCUCAGAUGACGACUAUGUGAACGUAGCCAGAUUCAACGAGAAGGCGGACGCUGUGGUUCCGUGCUUCAGAACUUUGGUCCAAGCCAACGUGCGCAACAAGAAGAUCUUCAAGGAGGCCGUCAUGCACAUGCAAGCCAAAGGAACCACAGAUUACAAGUCUGGCUUCACGUUUGCCUUCGAACAGCUUCUCAAUGAGAGCAGCGCUCCGAGGGCCAACUGCAAUAAAAUGAUUAUGAUGUUUACAGAUGGUGGGGAGGAUCGGGCACAGGAAAUCUUUGAGAAGUACAACUGGCCCAACAAAACGGUGCGUGUUUUCACCUUUUCGGUGGGCCAACAUAAUUAUGACGUCACUCCCUUGCAGUGGAUCGCAUGUGCCAACAAAGGUUACUACUUUGAAAUCCCGUCCAUCGGCGCCAUCAGAAUCAACACCCAGGAGUACCUGGACGUGCUGGGCAGACCCAUGGUGCUGGCUGGCUCCAGAGCCAAACAGGUCCAGUGGACCAAUGUUUACCAAGAUGCUUUGGGUUUGGGUCUUGUCAUCACGGGGACAAUGCCGGUCUUCAACCUCACCGCUGACACAGCAAGCUCUCAGAAUCAGCUCAUCCUGGGAGUCAUGGGAGUAGACAUUGCCAUCAACGAAAUCAAGAAGAAGACCCCUACAUACAGACUGGGAGCCAAUGGCUACACCUUUGCUACGGAUCCAAACGGUUAUGUCCUGCUUCAUCCCAACUUGCAACCAAAGAUCAUUAACUUCAGAGAGCCGGUCACUCUGGACUUUCUAGAUGCUGAACUGGAGGACAACAACAAAGAGGAGAUCAGAAGACAAAUGAUUGAUGGCAAAUCGGGGCAGAGGAAAAUCAAGACGCUCAUUAAGUCGGUUGAUGAGAGGUACAUUGACGAGGCCGUGCGGACGUACACGUGGACGCCUGUGGACGGCACUGACUACAGUCUGGGGUUGGUGCUGCCCACUUAUAGUGAGAACCACAUCAAGGCCAACCUGAGUGACCAGAUCCUGCAGGUGCAGUUGUCAUACAUCAAGGAUUUUGAGUCACUGCUGCCAAACAGUUUUGAGUCUGAAGGACAUGUAUUCAUUGCUCCCAGGGAGUACUGCAACGAACUGGAAUUGUCCAACAACAACACGGAAUUCCUGCUCAACUUUAUUGCGCUCAUGGAGAAAGUGACCCCGGACUCCAAACAAUGUGACAAUUUGCUGCUUCACAACCUGAUCCUGGACACGGGCAUCAUCAGGCAGCUGGUGGACAAAGUGUGGAAGAACAAAGACUUGAACACGUAUGGCUUCCUGGCCGUGUUUGCUGCCACUGACGGAGGAGUAACCAGAGUGUUCCCCAACAAAGCGGCAGAGAGCUGGGAAGAAGACCCAGAGCCGUUUAACGCCAGCUUUUACCGCCGCAGUCUGGACAACAAGGGCUACAUCUUCAGAGCGCCUCAUCGCACAGUCCGAGACGAGCUUCUCAACCCGGACAACGACACCAUCGGCAUCCUUGUCAGCACGGCGGUGGACAUCACGGUGGGAGGGAAGACCAUCAAACCAGCGGUUGUUGGAGUCAAACUGGACCUUGAAGCCUGGGUGGACAAGUUCAAGAUUCUUGCCAGUAACCACACUGACAACCGCCAAAGCUCACACACGUGUGGACCAAACAAGGGCUGUGAGAUGGACUGUGAAGCCAACAGUGACGACCUGCUGUGUUAUUUGGUGGACGACGGAGGCUUCCUGAUCAUGUCCAACCAGAAGGACGACUGGAACAAGGUGGGCAUGUUCUUCAGCGACGUGGACCCCUACUUGAUGUUCGCGCUCUACAACAACUCCUUCUACAACCGCAAGCAGUCCUUUGACUACCAGUCAGUUUGUGAGCGUGUGCCCAACAGCGAGGCUGGAGCUGCACCACGAGGAGUCUUUGUGCCCACAAUCGCAGAUUUCGUCAACUUGGCUUGGUGGACGUCUGCAGCGGCAUGGUCAUUUUUCCAACAGUUCAUUUAUGGACUGGCUUAUCAUAGCUGCUUUGUCACAGAUGAGGUGCAUGCAGAAGGCAUAGACUCCAAAGAGAGAAGUUGUGUGAUGAUCCAGACUCAGUAUUUCCUAAGCAACCUCAGCAGUUCCUACAACAUCCUACAAGACUGUGGCAACUGCUCCAGGUUGAUUCACGCCAAGAAGCUCAACAACACCAACUUGUUGUUUGUCGUGGCUGAGAAGAUGCCGUGUAACACUUGUGAGGUGGACAAGUUGUCCCAGGAGGAAGAAGAGUUCAAGGAGGAGAACCCGUGUGAAGACACAAGUGUGGCUCGUUACAGAAAAGGACCUCCCACCUGCUUUGACAACAACAUCGCUGAGAACACGUCGGACUGUGGGCGGGGCCACACCUUCCAGCCUCCCUUCUACACGUUGCUGCUGAUCCAGCUGUUUCUGCUCUACCCUGUGGUCAGCACUCCCGCCGGACGUCUACUACAUUAACGUAUUUGCACUCUCACGCACACACGUUUAGCUUCUCUCACGACCGCCACGCAACAUCGUCUUAUCGACGACGGCGGCCGGAAGUUCCCCCCUCCCCUUGAGUGCCGCCUUCUAGUCCGUUCGCUUCGCUCACAAUCUUUGUCCUCAGCCACGGUCGUCCCACCGUCCCUCCCACACCAGACCACCGUCAAAGCAAAGUAGACACCUUUCACUUUCACGGGACUUUGUUGAUUUAUGCACUAAUGUAUCUACUUGCCAAAAUGAGAUAGACGUUCAUGUGGUCUUACUUUUCUAGCCAAAAAGACACGUUUAUACCACAAUUACACAUAGAUGACAUCGACUUCUAUAUGUACAUGACAUUUUCAUGUACAUAACAUUUACAUUUAUAUGUGCAUUUACAUAUAUAUGACAUUUAUAUGUACACAACAUUUACACGUGCAUGACGUUUACAUGCACACAACAUUUAUAUUUACAUGUACAUGACAUUUAUAUGUACAUUUACAUGUAAAUGAUAACC
Messenger RNA from Nerophis lumbriciformis (worm pipefish), 4085 nucleotides. It is a transcript of the gene cacna2d2a, whose product is annotated as calcium channel, voltage-dependent, alpha 2/delta subunit 2a. The record is from RefSeq and is a predicted model, not a curated record. Gene Ontology annotation, cellular component: voltage-gated calcium channel complex. Gene Ontology annotation, molecular function: voltage-gated calcium channel activity. Lineage: Eukaryota; Metazoa; Chordata; Actinopteri; Syngnathiformes; Syngnathidae.